Molecule: messenger RNA, 6145 nt
Organism: Perca fluviatilis (European perch)
Lineage: Eukaryota; Metazoa; Chordata; Actinopteri; Perciformes; Percidae
Product: potassium channel subfamily K member 2-like
Exons: 7
Coding region: 674-1963 (429 amino acids)
Biological process (GO): potassium ion transmembrane transport; stabilization of membrane potential
Cellular component (GO): membrane
Molecular function (GO): outward rectifier potassium channel activity; potassium ion leak channel activity
Source: RefSeq, a predicted model, not a curated record
UCAGAUACAGUAUUAGGGGACCACUAAGGCCUAUAUAAAAGCAUCCAAAGAGCACCAUGUCAUGGGACAUUUAAUGCUAAACUAUUACAACCCUGUUUUGCACAAUCUCAACUGCGAGGAGCAGCUUUAACGUUAUGGUCAUCUGUUGUGUGAAAUGUUGCAGCAUGGGAUUGAGUGGAAGCUACUGAAGUGUUGGACAGCACGCUGAAGCUCCUCUCUUGUUUUAAUUUUAUUUUUUACAGCAGGAGCAACACUGUCCACACCAGAGCAGUGGGAGUGCAGGGCAGCGCAUCCAGCGGGUCACACUGUUGAACAGCUCCUGUGACCGCCCGGUACAAUCCAUCUUCGUACUCCUAUAAAGGCGCCUCACUGGGCAACAAUGUCUCCAAACACCCGCAUGGCUUUUAUUGAAGCGAUUUGUUCCACUAGUUCCUUUUACGCUCCGUCCUAGCGCGUCUUCUGGUGGGAACGCGAUGUCCUGGAUGUAUUUUCUCCGGAGAUUGUAAAGUGGAGGGAAGCACAGCUCGCCGAAGAAGCCAUGUGGAGAGCGGCCACGUCCCUUGGUGGGAGCACCGGAGGCAUAAAGCCCCACUAACAGGAGAUCAUUAUUUGCGUCUUCUUGGAGGAAAAAGAUCCGUCGAUGAGGAAACAAAUAGAGACGAGAUGGUAGAGAAUGGCCGCACCUGACCUUCUUGACCCAAAAUCUGCUGCCCACAACUCCAAACCUCGCCUGUCAUUCUCGGUCAGCCCGGUGCUGCUGAACACUCCAGAGGACGAGUGUGACACCCGGACUACAGUCAUGAGGUGGAAAACUGUAUCAGCCAUCUUCUUCUUAGUGGUGCUUUACCUCAUUAUUGGGGCGACGGUGUUCAGAGCGCUGGAGCAGCCGCACGAGAGCUCCCAGAAGCUGGCCAUCCUCGCAGAAAAACUGGACUUCUUGGCCAUGCACUCCUGCGUAAACUCCUCUGAGCUGGAGGAUUUGGUGAAGCAAGUGGUUUCAGCAGUCCGAGCAGGUGUGAACCCUUCAGGAAAUUCAUCCAACCACAUGAGCCUCUGGGACAUCAGCUCCUCCUUUUUCUUUGCUGGGACUGUUAUCACCACAAUCGGAUUUGGGAACAUCUCUCCUCACACAGAAGGUGGGCGGAUCUUCUGUAUAAUUUACGCUCUGCUUGGGAUUCCCCUAUUUGGAUUCUUAUUGGCUGGUGUCGGGGACCAGUUGGGGACCAUUUUUGGGAAGGGCAUCGCCAAAGUAGAGAAGAUGAUUGUGAAGUGGAAAGUCAGCCAGACGAAGAUCCGCGUCAUCUCCACGCUGAUCUUCAUUCUGUUCGGGUGCCUCAUCUUCGUGGCUCUGCCAGUCAUCAUCUUCAAGCACAUCGAGGGCUGGAGCACGCUAGAGUCCAUCUAUUUUGUCGUCAUAACCCUCACCACAAUCGGCUUUGGAGACUUUGUCGCCGGUGAAAAAGGUGGGUCAGACAGCUCAGAGUUUCUGAACUACUACAAGCCCGUGGUGUGGUUCUGGAUCCUGGUGGGCCUUGCCUACUUUGCCGCUGUGCUCAGUAUGAUUGGAGACUGGUUCCGAGUCAUCUCCAAAAAAACUAAAGAGGAGGUUGGAGAGUUUCGAGCUCACGCAGCCGAGUGGACAGCAAACGUGUCGGCAGAGUUCAAAGAGACCCGGCGGCGACUCAGCGUUGACAUCUAUGACAAGUUUCAACGUGCUGCAUCCAUCAAGCGCAAGCUGUCAUCCGAGCUGGGUAUAAACACGACCCUCAACCAGGAAUUGACCCCUGGCAAAAGAGCGCUGUCCGUCAACCUGUAUGAGGACAGAGAGGCCUGCCCCAACUCGACUCUCUCCCUCAGUCCCAUCACGGGGACCCUGGCAAGGAAUGGCAGCUUCUACCUGAACGGCCUCAGCCCAGAUUACGCUGACCGGCAGGAGAUUGCCAUCAUCGAAAAUCUAAAAUAAGACGCGGCAUGAAAAUGAGAUUCAGGAAACUGAAUGAAACUCAUCUGUUAGCGGACAGAGCUUACAAAUACAUGCCUACUUUUGUGCUUAUUGUCUGAGCAUCUGUGGUAAGGUACCUGUGCAUUCGUUAAGUGGAUUGUGUUCCAAUCAUUGAUUGAAAACCUUGAAAAGCUUGACUUAAACAGAUCAAUUGUCAAAAACUCAAAUAAACACAUUUGAAGUGCUCUCUCACAGGUCUCAUCAAAUCAGAGGAGGAAGCCAACUUCCUUUUUUUGUGUCUGUGCCAACGUGAUCGACAGCUGUGCAAGCGAUUGAGCCAAAUUAGAAGCCUGCUCCAGAAUGGAACAAAUUAUUGUAUCAGAGGCAUGCGUUCAACAAACGUAUCUCAUGAGCAGGAAGGAAAUGAAAGCCCACUUGAGGUAGCAACACCUCUUCUUCACAUAUACCCACAAACAAGCCUGUGAACGCACAGAAAUAAAUACAUUCAUCAAACUUAGAAAGCAAUAGAUGUAUCUGUGCUCAUUUCUUGUUGAAUUUCCAGAGGCCCGGAAAUCUGCAUCAGAAAAAGAGGAUCCUCACUGCUAAAAACACUCCAUAAUCAACAAUGAAUGCUUUUUCUUGACGAGGCAGCAGUCCUGUGCUAAUACAAAGAAAUGGGGCUUUUUCUUUUUAGUUUACACUUCUUCCAGUAUGAAUUUGUAUGCCUUGCAUUCGCCGGUCAGUCUGCCCUCGCUAAAGACUGACAUUUGGCUUUUCACCCUAAGGAAUAAUCCACUUGUGCCUUACUGAAAACCCCACUGAACAUGUGAGGAUGGUGACGCAUGAAGGACUGAGAUAUGCUUUGUCUGUCCACUUACGCUCUCAGACUUGUUAUAUAUAAGCACAGUAAAAAAAAAAAAUCCAUAUAUUCAGGAGGGCAUCUUGGAAUAAAAAUAGUAUGAAGAGGAAGCAAAUGGAUAGAGAGGACAUGGAGAUUUUUAUUUAACUCAUUUCAAGAGGAAUCUACAAUAUGCAUGGCAACCGAGUGGAGAAACAAUUUCUUAACAACUGGGAAAAAGUCAGCUUUCUGUCUCCAGUGUGAUUUAGCCAUUGCCUAUCAGUCUUAAUGUGUUGAGAGAGUUACAUUAACCACACAGUGCCAGGCUCACUGAUCAGACCCCAUUCUCCCUUAUACCAAAGUAAUGAUCCAUGAUUCUGACAGAAGAAUCAGAGAGUUCUUCUGUGUGAUCAAAGGACCAGGAGUGCUUUCUGUUAUUUUUAGAAAUUAAACCCACUGUUGUGUUUUUUUCUUCUUCAUGAGACUGAAACAUAAAGCUUGGUGCGUCAACACUGUCUUUUUUCCCAAUAGUACAUACCACAGAAAAGGGGUAGCAGCUGAUAUUUUAACCCGGCAUGUAUAGUACUGUAGCAAUGAAAGCUGCAUCUUUCCCCUUACUGCUGUUUAUGUUGCAGCUCUCUCAUCUCUACCUUCAGAUAUAAAGUCAGCGGAUUAAGAUGAGAUCCUCGCCAAUUUUGAAUGUACACCACCAGAAAGCUCUAUUUGCUGUAUACACUGCAGUGACAAAAUUAUUAAGACUUUAGAGAUCUAUUAGUUUAAUUAAAUAAAUGCCUCCCUGUGGCUGAUUUAGUGUUGAUUAUUGAAAAUAAAAGAUUAUUUAAAAAACGUAGGAAUGUCAUGGCAAAGUUAGUAUCUCACUUUGAUUUUUUAUACAGCAUUAUACAUUUUUAUUUCAAAUUUUAAACAGGCCCUUUUUAAAAAUCAGGAUGGACUGCUUUUGAUGACAUCAUGCAAGGAUAUUUUGGGUUCUUGUGUCUCGCACUUGAAUGGUUUGGAUUGUGUGUCUUAUAGUGUUAUUUCAUGCUUUUAUCCAGCACGAUAUGCUGUAAUGUUCUUAAUACAUUAGAUAGUGCUAUUUACAGUUUGUAGCAUUAAAAUACAGUAUAUUUACAAGAAGAGUAGAAAUGUGAUUUACAAAACAGAGUGCCAUACAGUAUGUGUCAAACCAAGCCUACUCAUCUGCUUUACCAAAUGUAUAUAAUGUAUGGGUUAUCAGGUAGAAAAGAGUGUUGUUUUGUGUAGCAGGAGGAACCAGUUGCACCAGCUCUUUGUAAGUAAAAAAAAAAAAAAAACUUAAACUUAUUAUACUGUAGUCUCACACUGACAGACCACAGUGCUGUGUCAGCACUGGAGUAUGGUCUGGCUACACCGCUUAUCUAUUGUGGGAUCCAGGGAAAAAAACUUUUUGGCUUGUUUGUAUUUCUUUAAGCCAAUCACAAAAUCCUGAGCAGCUCUAAGCCCUGGAUGCAGCGACGGUGCCCUUGCAAAAUAGAUAGCGGAAGCAGAUACAUCAAAUGGAUUUGACUGCAAUUGUACCUCGUACGAUUUCAUGUGACAAAAAAAAAAGGGAUAGAUUGAAUUCAUUGAUUGAUUGAUUGUGAGAGACGCGCUAGAUGCCAGGCUUUACCCCAGCUCUGUACAUCUGGCAACAACAACAGCUAGGUUAGCAUAGCCAGAUGUUUAUCCCCACUCAUUCUAAACCGCAUUAACAUUUUUUUUCAUUAAUUCUGAAACACAUUUCCUCAUGCAUGCAUAUAUAAAUAAAACAAAGUAAUACCUACAUUAACAAAAGAUCGGUAGCUAAGUUUAAUAUCGCUUAUUUAACUGUAAUUUUUGAUUAGAAAGCAUCACUGAUGUUUCUUAGCAACUGAUUUGCACAUUACUACAGUCUUUACUAGCUAAGACUUUACUCCAACUCAAGUGUGAAAUUAGCGAGCAGUUACUAGGAAAUAAGGAAAGACUUUACACACAAGCUAAAUUUACAAAUCUGUUGCAAACCAGUCUACGAUAGUGUUAGUCGGUUCAAGUUUGCUCUCUUUUUCUGUUCUAAAUCUCUGGGUUUUCUUAAAAAGGUUGUCCUAUCCGUGAGCACUCACUGACUGUACUGUAAGGUCACCAGCUACCAUGCGUAAUCAAGUCAAACAGGAGUCACAAAGAGAUUAUGAAGAAAAUAAGAUAAGGAUAAGAGACUCUUUCAAACAUGUUCUAAAAAAUACUAUAAUUUUCUAAAAAGCAAUCACAAAUAUCAAGACAUAUAUGUAUGUUGUACUGACUUUCAAUACACUGAAAUAAAUACUAUGAGUGCAUUAAUGCCUGGGGAAAAGCACUGUUUGCCUUAGUGCAGCUGCUCAAAGAGAAGUCGUCCUGUUGCUUUUUCCCAGUUGGCCCUGUGAUUGGCAGCCACUGAGAGGCGAGCUGUCAGUGCUGAAGAAAGUGAAGGAGUGCUGUGGAUGGAGCGUUAUGUAAUAUGUCAGGCCAUGCUAGGACACAUGUGAGGAUACCUGUGCAUGAUUGUGUUUAGCUCUGUGUGUAUGAAUGAACGUGUGAAUGUGCAUUGACAAAACUCAUUUAAUUUCCACCCACAGCAUUGUGGCAUCCUCUUCUUUUCCCCGGGUAACAGUUUUUAAUUAAAUCUGCGGCUGCAUUAAAAUCCCAGUUCAAGCAUGUUGAAUGUCCAUUGAGAGCUCAGAGAUGAGCCUCAUUAUGAAUGUAAGCACAUUCAUGAUUUAACAUUGUGAUUUAUGUAUGCAAAGUAGAGUUCAAUUAGCUCAGUGGGUAUACAGUGGGUAUACUGUGAAAACAACUACAGGCUUUUCACAGCCAUUGGCCCUCAUUUUAUAAAAAAAACACAAUGCCAUAAAAACAUGAUUAUGUAUAAAUCAUCUUAAUGCUCAUAAUACAUUACAGGGUUAUCUGGUUUCAGAGAAUCAUAAAUGAAAAUGUGCAUCAGUGACAUCAAGCUCCAAUUUUUUAUAAACCGCAACUUUAAUUCUAGAUUUGGUAAACACUCUAAAAUGUAUGCAUGAAAAUAUUUUUAAUAAGACCCUUAUGUCAAGGCAAACAAAAUAAACAGUUUACUUUGUAAUUUUUAAAUUCCCAAUAAACCAAUCUGUAAAAACAUGCACAUUUUCUAAAAAUAAAUAAAACACGAUUUCAACAAGUUUUGCAUGCCACUUCAAAUGCUACUUCCAGUGUUUAUAGAUCAGAUGUGUCUUUAAUAGCAGGCUUUGCUUUUGAUAACUGUAUGACAACCUUGUGUUUCCAGUAUGUUAAUAUGUUAAUGUGGGUAUGUCACCUCACAAACUUUUCAGAAGAUUUAGAAUAAAAUAUUUAUAUGCAAAAAA